Messenger RNA from Musa acuminata AAA Group (dessert banana), 2897 nucleotides. Its product is annotated as elongation factor 2-like. Gene Ontology annotation, biological process: translational elongation. The transcript is spliced from 3 exons. Gene Ontology annotation, molecular function: GTP binding; translation elongation factor activity; ribosome binding. The coding region runs from base 152 to 2683 and encodes 843 amino acids. Lineage: Eukaryota; Viridiplantae; Streptophyta; Magnoliopsida; Zingiberales; Musaceae. Gene Ontology annotation, cellular component: ribonucleoprotein complex; cytosol. The record is from RefSeq and is a predicted model, not a curated record.
ACUGACGUGAGACCACCACUCCUGUUUAAAAUGGGCCGGUGGCUUUGCGUGUAUAAAUACACUGCGAGGGGGCUAACGUGCGACUGCGGCGGUGUCUCUUCUGAUCUGGGAUACUUCUUUUAGAACUGUUUGAUUUCUCAAAGUAGCCAAGAUGGUGAAGUUCACAGCUGAAGAGCUCCGCCGUAUUAUGGACCUGAAGCAUAACAUCCGUAACAUGUCUGUCAUUGCACAUGUUGACCAUGGUAAGUCUACUCUCACCGAUUCUCUUGUUGCUGCUGCUGGAAUCAUUGCACAAGAAGUUGCAGGUGAUGUUAGGAUGACUGAUACCCGCCAGGAUGAGGCUGAACGUGGUAUUACAAUCAAAUCUACUGGAAUCUCUCUUUACUAUGAGAUGACUGAGGAGUCCCUUAAAAACUACAAGGGUGAAAGAAGUGGAAAUGAAUAUCUCAUUAACCUCAUUGAUUCGCCUGGGCAUGUUGACUUCUCUUCUGAGGUUACAGCAGCACUUCGAAUUACUGAUGGUGCAUUAGUCGUUGUCGACUGUAUUGAGGGUGUUUGUGUGCAGACUGAAACUGUUCUUAGACAAGCUUUGGGAGAAAGAAUUAGACCUGUAUUGACCGUCAAUAAGAUGGAUAGAUGUUUUCUAGAGCUUCAGGUUGACGGUGAGGAAGCCUACCAGACAUUCCAACGUGUCAUUGAGAAUGCAAAUGUUAUCAUGGCUACCUAUGAAGAUCCUCUUCUUGGCGAUGUCCAAGUAUAUCCAGAGAAGGGGACUGUUGCAUUCUCUGCAGGGUUGCAUGGUUGGGCUUUUACGCUUACCAACUUUGCCAAAAUGUAUGCUGCCAAAUUUGGAGUUGAUGAAUCUAAGAUGAUGGAGAGACUUUGGGGUGAGAAUUACUUUGACCCAGCCACUAAGAAGUGGACCAGCAAGAACACUGGAUCUGCUACCUGCAAACGAGGCUUUGUUCAAUUUUGUUAUGAACCUAUUAGACAGAUUAUUUCUACUUGCAUUAAUGAUCAGAAAGACAAAUUAUGGCCGAUGCUGCAGAAGCUUGGUGUGACCAUGAAAUCUGAAGAGAAAGAACUGGUUGGUAAAGCUUUAAUGAAGCGGGUACUGCAGACUUGGCUCCCGGCGAGCUCUGCCCUUCUUGAGAUGAUGAUCUUCCACCUUCCGUCUCCUGCCAAGGCACAGAGAUACCGUGUGGAGAACUUAUACGAGGGCCCUCUUGAUGAUAUAUAUGCCAAUGCCAUCAGAAACUGUGAUCCUGAAGGCCCUCUUAUGUUAUAUGUGUCAAAAAUGAUUCCUGCUUCAGAUAAGGGCAGGUUCUUUGCAUUCGGCCGGGUGUUCUCUGGCAGGGUUGCUACAGGCAUGAAGGUGCGAAUCAUGGGGCCAAACUAUGUGCCAGGUCAGAAGAAAGACUUGUACGUGAAGAGCGUCCAAAGAACAGUCAUCUGGAUGGGUAAGAAACAGGAGUCUGUGGAGGAUGUGCCUUGUGGAAACACAGUUGCUAUGGUUGGUUUAGAUCAAUACAUCACCAAGAAUGCCACUCUUACAAAUGAGAAGGAAGUCGAUGCACAUCCAAUCAGGGCAAUGAAAUUCUCUGUAUCUCCUGUUGUACGUGUUGCGGUGCAAUGCAAGGUCGCCUCGGACCUUCCCAAACUUGUAGAAGGCUUAAAGCGCCUGGCCAAAUCAGAUCCCAUGGUGGUGUGUACGAUGGAGGAGUCGGGUGAGCACAUUGUUGCUGGAGCUGGGGAGCUCCACCUUGAGAUCUGCUUGAAGGACUUGCAAGAGGAUUUCAUGGGAGGGGCAGAAAUUGUGGUAUCUGACCCAGUUGUUUCUUUCCGAGAAACAGUGCUUGAGAAGUCCUGCCGGACAGUGAUGAGCAAGUCACCUAACAAGCACAACCGUCUGUAUAUGGAAGCCCGACCCAUGGAAGAGGGGCUUGCCGAGGCAAUUGAUGAUGGGCGUAUUGGUCCAAGAGAUGAUCCUAAAGUGCGUUCUAAGAUCCUGUCAGAGGAGUUUGGUUGGGAUAAAGAUCUUGCUAAGAAAAUUUGGUGCUUUGGUCCUGAGACAACAGGUCCUAACAUGGUUGUUGAUAUGUGUAAGGGAGUUCAGUACCUGAAUGAAAUCAAGGACUCUGUUGUGGCUGGUUUCCAGUGGGCAUCAAAGGAAGGAGCAGUGGCUGAGGAGAACAUGCGUGCAAUAUGCUUCGAGGUCUGUGAUGUUGUUCUGCAUGCUGAUGCAAUUCAUAGAGGUGGUGGACAGAUCAUCCCAACUGCAAGAAGGGUCAUCUAUGCAUCCCAAUUAACAGCCAAACCGAGGCUUUUGGAGCCUGUUUAUUUGGUAGAGAUCCAGGCUCCUGAGCAGGCACUCGGUGGUAUCUAUGGUGUUCUUAACCAGAAGCGAGGUCAUGUCUUUGAAGAGCUUCAGAGGCCCGGAACUCCACUUUAUAACAUCAAGGCUUACCUCCCGGUCAUCGAAUCCUUUGGGUUCUCGAGCACUCUGAGAGCUGCCACAUCGGGGCAAGCAUUCCCCCAGUGUGUUUUUGACCACUGGGACAUGAUGUCUUCCGACCCGUUGGAGUCAGGCUCUCAGGCGGGACAGCUGGUGAGUGAGAUCCGCAAGAGGAAGGGUCUUAAGGAGCAGAUUACCCCUCUCUCUGAUUUCGAAGACAAGCUGUAGAGCUUUACGAUAUAGUGACAUGCCAACCUGGUGUGUUCCUUUGUCCCCAUGCUUAUUUGCAAGAUUUUUGCCUACCGAAGUUGCUGCAAUUUGCUUGCCUUAUGUUUUAGAUACUCAUUAUGUUAUUCGAACAAUUCUUGUUUCCAGACUAUGUUUGUAAGAUGAUUUUGACAUCUCACGGGAUUAUUAUUAUUUGAACUUGUAAUUUUUGCUA